This is a messenger RNA of Didymodactylos carnosus, 536 nucleotides long. Lineage: Eukaryota; Metazoa; Rotifera; Eurotatoria; Philodinida; Philodinidae. The record is from the annotation of a GenBank genome assembly.
AUGUUUCGUUACCGAGAAGCCUUGCAGUUACGAAAUGGUGUUAAGGUGAGAGUCGCUUUCGAGAUAUGUUGCCGUCAGUAUCGGAUACAAGUUUUAGGACUUACAGCAAAACUCUCAUAACUCUUGAUUAGAACACCAUUGAGAGCUGGGAGAUAUCCCAUUUUAAUCAGAAUGUUUGCUCUAUUUCUCGGCGUUAUUGAAAGUAUUUUUAGAUUUGUUUUUUAUUGGAAAGUAAAGUUUUUCGAAAAGUCAGCUUUUCAAAGUUUUCAGAAAACAUUUCUAAAAACUUUCAUAUCCCUCCAAUAAGGACCAAAUAACACUGAUAGCAGAUACUGUGGGCCAUCUGAGGAUGUGUUUAGCUCAAUAUCAACUUUUUAUAAAAAAUUUAUGUUUCGAACGAGCAGUCGGAUCUCACGAGCGCUAUCCUGAUUGGGACAGAUAUCCCGUUCGAAUUAUACAUGUCGGGAAAAAGUAUCUGUCGGCAAAGUGUACAUGUCGGCCAAGUGAUGUGUCGGCAAAGCGAUUGUCGGCCAAGU